Molecule: messenger RNA, 2915 nt
Organism: Pungitius pungitius (ninespine stickleback)
Lineage: Eukaryota; Metazoa; Chordata; Actinopteri; Perciformes; Gasterosteidae
Gene: nt5dc3
Product: 5'-nucleotidase domain containing 3
Exons: 14
Coding region: 170-1906 (578 amino acids)
Molecular function (GO): 5'-nucleotidase activity
Source: RefSeq, a predicted model, not a curated record
UCGCUGGUUCCUCGGGGUGUGCGUCUGCCUGAAACCCGGACGUGACGUAGGCGCGCUGCCAUCCAGCAGGGACACGCUCUCCGGUAUUUACAGGAGAGCUGCCGAACUGCAUGCAUCGCCCCGGGAGCCCUGCAGCGCGACCUACCCGCGGUCUGCCACCCCAACAGUCAUGGCGCCCUUGCCUUUGCCCCUGUCGUCUCUUCUGAAGCACCGGGACUGUCUGCAGAAGGCCGGCGCGUUUUCUAGCGCGCUACAGAGUUUACACCGCCGGCCCUUCGCGUCUCGCGCGUGGAGACGGAGCCCCGGCGCGGUGGCCCACGGAGCCGGUCGCUUACUGUCACGUCGAGCCGGAUCCCCGAGCUACGCAGCGUGUGUCUUUCGCUGCUCUUCGGGGGCUCAGGACACGACAGCGAGGCUGCGGUCUGUUUACAACGAGACCAAAAGGCAGACGGAAGAUUUGAUCCCAGCCAUUUGCGCCAACUCCAUCAACCCGGACACCAUUUUUGCAAACAAUGAGAUGAGCCUCAGAGACACGGAGAUCUACGGCUUCGACUAUGACUACACCCUGGCUUUCUACUCCAGGGACCUGCACACCCUGAUCUUCAACAUAGCGCGGGACAUUCUCAUCACACACCACAAUUAUCCAGAGGGUCUGAGAAACUAUGAAUAUAUUCCAAAUUUUGCUGUAAGAGGACUUCACUACGAUGUUCAGAAGGCGCUGCUGAUGAAGAUCGACGCCUUUCACUACAUCCAGUUGGGAACUGUAUACAGAGGUCUUCAUCCAGUCCCUGACGAGGAAGUCAUUGCCAUGUAUGAAGGUUGCCACGUGCCUUUGGAGAACAUGAGCGACUUCUAUGGGAAGAGCUCCCAUGGCCACACCAUGAAACAGUUCAUGGACAUAUUCUCCCUGCCCGAGAUGACUCUCCUGUGUUGUGUCAACGACUUCUUCAUGAAGCACAACAUCGACUAUGAGCCGGUGCAUCUCUACAAAGACGUGAAGGAAGCUAUUCGAGAUGUUCACGUCAAGGGCAUCAUGUACCGCGCCGUGGAGGCCGAUAUCGGGAAAUACAUUUGCUAUGGCGAGCAAAGCCACGCUGUGCUGAAGAAGCUGUCGGAGCAUGGGAAGAAGAUGUUCCUCAUCACCAACAGCCCAUUUGACUUUGUGGACCGAGGAAUGAACUACAUUGUGGGGAAGGACUGGCAAGACCUGUUUGAUGUUGUGAUCGUUCAGGCUGACAAACCUGGUUUCUUUAAUGACAGGAGAAAACCUUUCCGGCGAGUGACAGACAAAGGUGCGUUGCUGUGGGACAGGAUUCACAGGUUGGAAAAGGGGAAGAUCUACAAACAGGGAAACCUUUAUGAGUUCCUGAGACUCACCGGCUGGAGAGGGUCCAAAGUGCUCUACUUCGGGGAUCACAUCUACAGCGACUUGGCAGAUCUGACUCUGAAACACGGCUGGAGGACGGGCGCCAUUAUCCCUGAGCUGAGGAAGGAGAUCAAGAUCAUGAACACGGAGCAGUACAUGCACAUGAUGGCGUGGUUACAGGCGCUGACGGGCCUCAUCGAACAGAUGCAGGUGCACAGGGACGCGGCAUCUCAAGCUGUCGUGGAGGAGUGGAUCAAAGAGAGAGAAGGCAUGAGGUCACAGACGAAGGACUUUUUCAACGCUCAGUUCGGGAGUCUCUUCCGGACGUACCACAACCCCACCUAUUUCUCACGCCGACUCUCCCGCUUCGCUGACAUCUACAUGGCCUCCAUCAGCUGCCUGCUCAACUAUGACUUCCAGCACACCUUUUUCCCUCGGCGUACCCCCCUGCAGCACGAGGGCCCCUUCUGGCCUGAACACAGCCCCGCUGGCAUUAGUGUCUCCUCACAACUCAGCAAGAUGAACGUAGACUCUGAUUAAAAUGAGGGAGACUUAGAUUGGAUUCAUUUGUAGAGAUAAUAUAUAUAUAUAUAUAUAUAUGUAUAUAUAAUGCAUGCCACAUUUUAAGGGAUGUCUAGCUGGCAAUGAUCACGUUGACUGUUGAUGUUAUUUUAGCUUGAAACUAGUUAGUUACGAAGCUCCUCUCAAAGAAUUAAGUCUUUAAGAUGACCAGUGGAUUAGUGCUUUUUAAGCAAAAUUACACCUAGACAGACAGUGCACUGUGAUGUUUUAAUUUUAGAAACUUUGUACUUAUAUUUAUGUCUUACAGAGAGUGUGUGUGUGCGUGCGUGUGUGUGUGUGUGAGAGAGAUACUGUAUAUUGAAAAUGGUGCAAAGGUGGUGUAUGUACACAGUCUAAACAACAGGGGGCAGUCACACCAUCUGUGGCUACAGUAUAAAGAAGAUUACCUUUAGCAUUUCUCUAUGCUUCACAUCUAUAACAUUAUACCAGACUGUCAGCGAAAUGGUAAUACUCGGAUGUGACCUUUACAUGAAGAACUGUUGCCUUAAUCUACUUUGUUAUAUCAAUGCAGUGUGUGUAUUUUUGAAGUAGUCCAACACCGUAUGUUGCAUUGUGUACAUCUCAUUGUGAAAUGCACAUCGUGAUGUGAUGCACGCUUCACAUUUCUGGUCAGAGAUCUUUGUAUUCUAUAUUACAUUUUCUUUCUUUUUUUUAUUAUUUCAUUUUUUUUUUAGGAAAUGCAAAAUGUUUGAGAUCAUUUGAGAUUAUUAUUGCCUUGUUUAGGAAAAGAGUGUUGCCAAUUGAUCUGGGAAGGCAUUUGUUUUAAGUUUUACAAUUCUGCACAACAUGCAAAAAAUGUUUUCAUAUUUGCCGGAAAGAGAGUUUUAAAAUGUGUUUGAUGUAAUAUUUAGACAUUAGGAACUCUGAAUAUAUGUGGCCACAACCAAAAUCUCAUUGUUUAUUAGUGUUUCUGUAGUUAAUCAUUUUGUUUCACUGUUUAUUAAAAGUGAACAGGGUUUAAUGAUGA